Messenger RNA from Paramisgurnus dabryanus, 9598 nucleotides. It is a transcript of the gene mtcl2, whose product is annotated as microtubule crosslinking factor 2. The record is from RefSeq and is a predicted model, not a curated record. Gene Ontology annotation, biological process: regulation of autophagy. Lineage: Eukaryota; Metazoa; Chordata; Actinopteri; Cypriniformes; Cobitidae.
GCAGCUGCAAUGCAAAACCGAGCACGCAUACGUGGGAAUAUCGCAGUAAAGACAAGAUACAACUAUUGCAAUGCUGUGUUUCCUCUGGGAUUUAACUGACUUCAAUGGUUUUAUUGUAGGUUGAAGCUCUGGUGUGUAACUUCUUUAUUUGUGAAGAGGAGAUACAUUUCUACUUCAUUCGUGGCUUUUGAACGGAAUGAAUGACCAAGACAAAGGUUGACACCGGUUCCCCGACGCAUUUUGUGUCGAAGGAAAAGAGGCAAAAGCAGAAAAUGGAAAGCAGCACGGGCGCGCAAGCGUCUUCAACACCCACCGAGCAGCAACCGCCCGGGCAGCCGGUGCAAACGCACGAGAUAAAAAAAAUACACCGGGCACCUUCUCCCGCAAGACCUAAAGAUGUGCCGGGGUGGUCCCUCACUAAAAUCCGAGGAGGUAUCGGCACACCGACGCUGAGCGUCAAACCGGGCGCGAUAUAUUUGGGCGGCCGCGUGUCCAGGCGCAGCCCGAUAACCGGGAAAGAAACGAAAGCGGAGAAGAGCAAACCCGCGCUAACCCUGACCGGUGCACAGAAAAGCAGCAUGAAGUCUAAUAAAAGCAGUCGGAGAAAAGUGUCAGACGCCAGUAUCGGAUCAGACGAUCUGAGCAAAGACUCCGGCUGUGCUCCGGGAAAACUCUCACCCACCGACAGCAGCUCGGAGCUUUCCGACUGUGCCUCCGAGGACAAUAAAGUAUUCACGGACGCGCUCAGCAGUGACACCGAGACCAGCAGCCGUGGCGGGAUAGAUGGGGACAAAGCCGGAGCGGAACAUGGACUGUUGGAUAAGAGCGGUCAAGCCAGGACCGGCGUGGAAAAGGACCGGCUCUCCAUGGGAGUCGAAACCGGAGAAGAAAGCAUCUCUCCCGGCGACGAGCGCUCUCUCACCUCGUUGGACAGCAGGAUGCUUGCCAGCACAUCUUUAGCGUUUUCAGACCUGACUGAAGAGAUGAUGGAUGGGGUGCAAGAGGAACUAGUCAGGGAAAUUGAAGAACUAAGAUCGGAGAAUGAUUAUUUAAAGGAUGAAAUGGAGGAGCUCCGCUCCGAGAUGCUGGAGAUGAGGGACAUGUAUAUGGAGGAAGAUGUUUAUCAACUCCAGGACCUCAGACAACAGCUGGAUCAAGCAAACAAGAACUGUCGAAUCCUUCAGUACCGUCUCAAAAAGGCAGAGAGACGGAGCAUCCGUGUGGCUCAGACCGGACAAGUGGACGGGGAGCUCAUUCGCACGUUGGAGCAAGACGUCAAGGUGGCAAAGGACGUGUCCAUCCGCCUGCACAAUGAGCUGGACGCUGUGGAGAAAAAGAGAUCUCGUCUGGAGCAGGAGAACGAGGAGCUGAGGGUAAAACUACAGGACCUGGAGAUCGCCAAGCAGGUCCUGCAGGCAGAGAUGGAGAAGACCAGAGAGAAUGUGAAGAAAAGGGGAGCCAGGCCAAACAACAAACCUGAUAAAAAAGCAUCGCCUCAGCCUCCUGAGGACAGUUCAGACCUUAAAUGUCAACUUCACUUCGCCAAGGAGGAGUCAGCCCUCAUGUGCAAGAAGCUCACCAAGAUGGUGAAAGACAACGAGGCCAUGAAGGAGGAACUGGGAAAGUUUCGUUCUCUCUACGGUGAGGUCGAUGCCUCGCUUACGGUGGAAGAGGUUGCCGACUCCCCUCACACCCGUGAGGCGGAGGUCAAGGUUCACCUGAAAUUGGUAGAAGAAGAGGCAAACCUUCUGAGUCGCCGAAUCGUUGAGCUGGAGGUGGAGAACCGUGGCCUUCGCGCCGAAAUGGACGAAAUGAAGAUCCAGGAAUCACCUGGUGGGGUCGGGGUGGCGGGGGGAGUCGGAGGUCACCUGCUGCUUUCCUCUUCAGCUGAAAAUGUGAUGGAGCUACAACGACACUUACAGUUUGUGGAAGAAGAGGCGGAUCUUCUGCGUCGUUCCCUGAUUGAAAUGGAAGAGCAGAACAAGCUCUUGAUGAACGAACUCAAUCACUACAAAUCUGAGCUUCCUGUUGUUACAGAGAUCGAGCCGUCCUCACCCGCAUCCAUCACUUCACCCACAAUCAUUAUUGGUGCAUCCGAAGAUGCAGGAUUGGGCCUAAAUGAAGCCAACCAUAAAGAGUUGUUAGCUGCAAGGUUGCAAAUCGCAGAGCUGAAUGGAAAGGUCAAGAAAAUCCAGUAUGAGAAUCGCGUUCUUCUCUCCAACCUCCAGCGGUGCGACUUGGCCUCCAACCAGGGCUCUGCACGUCCAGCAAUGGAGACCGAUGCCGAAGCAGGAGACUCGGCCGAGUGCAUCCCAAGCCAGGCACACCGCGAAGGGCCGGUCGGAGAUGAGCAUGUUGAUAUUCUGGAGGAGAAGAUUCAGAAAGGUCACAUUCAUACCUCCCAGUGCCUCAGCGUUAAAGACCUCCUCGCUAUCCGCGACCAGGCGCAAAUAGUUACCUCAGCCAUUCAGCUUCUGACAUCGUCCGACUCCGAUGCCAUCUAUCGCAAGAUUACAGCCAAUGAGUCUGCAGAACCGGAGAAGAGCCAGGUCCAGGGUUCAACGUUACCCUUGUUGGAGGCCCUUCAUGGUAGACUGCAGUCCCUCCAGGCUCAGCUGCACGCCCUCAGUGAAAAGGUGGACACUCUGGGUCAAUCCUCUGAGAAAGAAACCGUGGAUGGGAUAUCCCAGAUGCCCUUGCUGUCCGAGUCAGAGGACACAGCUGAUGCUCAAGUUGACCACAUCACAGCCUUACAGAAGCCCGACUCUAGAGACCAGCCAGACUGUGAGGGCAAAGUUCACACAUGCAACGCAGAAGAAGAGAAAGACAGCAACAAGGAUGAGGAGCCAGACAUCAAACAGGGAAUCAAAGCUGAUCUGCUAUCAGAGCAGGUCGGCGAGCUUCACGCUUUGUUGUCUGAAGAGAGAGAAAAGGCUCAGGGUGCGCAAGACGCGCUGUCGCAGGAGAGACAGGCACGCCACAGCGACACACACAAACUCUCUCAGCUUCAAGAAGAGCAUCAAAAGGCUCUCCUACGUCGAGACUUCCAGUUGCAGAGUCUGAGCCUUCAAACGCGUCUACAGCAGAAGCUGUGGUGUCAGGAGAGGAACCUGCUGGUGCAGGAAUCUCAGCAGCUCAAGGAGAGUCUGCUCCUCAUCAGCCUUAAACUACGCUGGCUCCUCAAACAGUGGAGGGUGGGCAAAAAACUGGACAUGGAGAGCAAGGAUAUUUUGGAGGUUAAUAGUGUGAAGGAUCUCCGGCUCCUGCUCGAGGAAGAUGGGCUUUCUACACACUAUGGAGACAACAAGAUGUCUGCUGCUGAGGAGCAACCACUUAACGCCACACCCAAAGAUCAUAGCCUUGCAGAGAAAAUGUGCCCACUGCAGCCCAGCGGGUUUGGCAGUACUUUGUCUGAUCUGAAGGUGGCGCUACAGGAUCUAAGCGCUGAGCUGCGUGAGGAGCGUCAGAGUUCGCAGGAGUUAACGCAGCAGUUUGCCCGUGCAAAAGCAUCAUGGGAAGUUGAACGGAUGGAACUCAAGAGCAUCAUCACUCAGCUGGAAGGAAAGGUGGGGAAGGUGUCUGUGGCUGGCGGUGAAAAAGAUCCUUCUGACCUUAAAGAAGCGCUGAAAAAGGAGCGAGAGGAGCAUCAACACCUGCUGGCGGACUCUUACGCUGCUGUGAUGGACCUCACCAAGCAGCUGCAGAUCAACGAGAGGAACUGGAGUCGAGAGAGACUGGAGCUUCUGGAGCACUUUAACCAGGAAAGAAGCCAGUGGGAACAACGUUUCCGAGAAGCCCAGAGCAAAGGCACACAGCCCCUUCAUGAUAAAACCUCAGAGAAGGAAACAUCAACAGAUGGAGCCAACAACAGUUCAGCCAUACAAAGGACCAAAUCAAUUUCCGCCCUCUCAGAAUGUAAGAAUCUAUUGGACACCAGUCUCUUACUUCUUGGUCACAAGGUCAGUGGAGUACAAGAGGAGAACGUUGUAGAGCACCCUUCUUCUGCUCAUGCCUUCCUGUUGACACGUACUGACUUGAGCGAUCUCAACAACAAGAAUUGGAAGUACCUGACCGGCGAUUCUGCCAUUUUGGAGAAAGGUGACCAAUUCAAGACGUGGGAUUGCCCAAGCACUAACUCCAACAGCAGCUUCCCAGGAUUGGAGCUAAGCAAGGAGUACGUCCAGAGAAGCUACACUGCUCCGGAUAAGACUGGCAUCCGCAUAUAUUACAGUCCUCCAACGGUGCGGAGAAUGGAAAGGAGGUCGGCCAAGCAAAAGACCCAGCAGAUGUCCCAGCAAGGGUUUGGGUCUAGGGACGCUGCCAUGAUGGACCAAUCAGACCAGUUCCCUGUAUCUGCACCCUUAGUGGCAACUUCAUCAUCAGCUUAUGAGCAGUGGUUGAGUUCACUUUCACAGCAGCAUAGAGACCUGCUUGAGGGACGGACGGGAGGUUCUGCUCCAUUCCACGGACUUGAGAUUUUAGGGAACCUUAGCGAUGACAUGAAGGAAAUGACCAACUGUGUGCGACAGGCCAUACGCUCCAGUUCCCUGGAGAGGAAGUGCAGCAAAGAUACUGGGAGCCAGACUGUGGGUGUUUCUAGCACAGGAACGCAAACAACGCAAUUCGUCAGCAUUGGCCUACAAACAGACGGCCCCAUUCCGACAACUAGAGGCCUUCAAGGGAAAGUGUGGUCUCCUCGCCCGUCCACCUCACUUGUAUCUGCACGUUCUCGACAGAUCUCUUCCUCACUGGACAAAGUCCACAGCCGCAUAGAUAGACCCUGUUGCUCACCCAAAUAUGGUUCACCUAAACUUACCCGCAGGGUAUCCACCUCGUCUUCUAAACUUGAGACCUCCUCCACAUCUUCAAGGGAACGUAGUGUCUGGAAUCUGAAUAACCGUAACGGAUCUCAGAAUGGUUCCGCUUGGGCACGUUCCACCACCACCCGUGACAGUCCAGUACUUAGUGGCGUCAAUGAUGGAUUAUCCAGUCUUUUCAGUGUGGUGGAACAUUCGGGAAGUGUUGAGUCCUUAUGUAGAGCAGAUCCGUGUCCAGGGAGACAAGCUGCUGGCAAACCCUCCUGUCCUAGCAUGGGUAUCGGCCUGGGAGAAACAGGAGCUCCGAAGUAUGGCAUGAUGCAGGACUUCAUUCGCAAUGUUUGCAGCAGGACAGGAGCCGUGGACGAACCAAAACCCGAAUGCCUUCCUGGAGCCUUGAUUGCGACUGACAACAUCACAAAAAUUGUCAAUAAAAGGUUUAUGAAAACACAAAGAGACGAGCCACUGGUAGCCACUGGAAAGGACGCAAUGAGUACAAGCUGUAUUGCCUUGGAGGAUUCGGUUUGUGACUGUACAUCACAGAACCUCACGUCAUGUAUCGCCCGGCACUCUCGUACCACCACACGUCACAUACAGGGCCAGUGCAAACACCGCGCGCAAGAGACGUCUACGGCAAACGAAGAACGACCGGAUACCAGUAAUGAGUGAUGGACCUCAUGAACCAUAAUAAAAACUCUUUUACACGCACUGCCACACAAGUGCACUGCCACAUACCACCCAGACAUGCAUAUUACUUCGCACCUUCAGAAGAUUUCAGGAUAACACAAAUGGGACACUUUUCCUAUAUAAUCCAGACCUCAAUCUAACCAGCACACUUUAUUGCCAAGGAAGGGGGGGACUUCACCUCUCCUUUAGGACCACCAACUUACUGUCAAUCAGUAAGAUUUCAUAUUUUCAGUUAAUUCUUGAGUAAACCAGCCAGUCCUGCCUUUUGAAACCCACCGUUCUACCAUUCCACAGUCAACCAGCCAGACCUCGCAAACUCUGCCAUUACUCUGUUCUUCAUUCAGCCAAAGGACAUAGGAAGACUUGACUAACAACAACCCAAAAUGUCAGCAGUGCUUAAUAAAAUCAUGUAGAUAUAAAGAGAAAAAUGCAGCAUGCACCUGAACUACACAAGAGCCUCAAAAUGGCUUCCAUUCAUCAGAAAACUGCCCACAGACAGCAUUGCUCCUAAAAUCUGUACAAUUCUCCAGCAACCAGGCCUUGAUGCAGUGAAAUUCAUCAUAUUGCAUUAUGAAUCUGUGUUUUGAUAAAUAUUCUUCUUAUGCUGUUUGAAGAUGUCUAUAGAGAGCAUGCUGGUAGCUGUAGAGUAGAGAGAUACAGUACGGCAGCAGUUGUUUUGGUACAUUGUACUGUAAGUGUGUGAACAUUAACUUUGAAUUUUCUGUCCUCUUGCCUCGUCCACAUGAAGUUGCUUCAUUCAUCUUUUGUUGUACAUCUCCAUCUUCUGCCAUUAUGCUUUUAUAAUCCUAUUGGAUGUUAAUCAGUGUAGAUGUCGGAGGAGUAAAAAUGAGGCUUUGAGAAUUGGAAGUACGGUACAGUGCUGAAUAGCCUAUGCUGUUACGUUCCCAGAUGUCUUUUGUGAGGCAUCAAAAUGCUGAAAAUACAUAUUUCCCAAAGUAAAUUUCAGUUGACGAAUAAUCUUUUGGAAAACAGGUUUGAUCUUAAAGGAAUAGUUCACCUAAAAAUUAUGUUUAUGUUGUUACAAACCUGAAUAGAUGUGACCUUUUACGUCAUGCCGCCAUCUUGAGGACCUACCAAGUACCAGUAGGCUACUGACAAGCAUUGGCUAGCUUGCUACGAUUUACGGAUUUCUUAUCUUUUACUGUCUAUGAUUCUUACGGAUACAGUAAAUGGCUACGAAAGACAACAUGUCGCACCUCGACUGUCAUAAAAAGAAACGCUACUUAAUAUAUCUUGGUUAGGGUGUGAUGCCUACUUGAUCCGUGAUGCAUUCUUCCAGCCACUGUUCGCUGCUACCGAACUAGCACUAUUUUACAACAUAAGAAGGCGCGACACCACAUGAAACUUUGCUGGAAGUAUCACCUGGAUCUCUACUCAUGAACGUGAGCAUUGAGAACAUUGUUUGUGUACACAGUGUUUACUAAAAAUAAAGGUUUUGUACAAAUGACUUUGGCUGUUAUGGUGUCCGCUCGUCAUCUCUGCCAGACGUAAAUAAUCGAUUUCCGAAUGUGAAUGAAUGAAUCUCAUAUGAGGCUCCUUUUGUAACUAGAAGGUUUAUAUUGUUUGUCACUUGCGACAAAACAACGAAUUAUCCGUGCAUUUAUAUGGAACUAUGUUUUAGGAGCUAUUCAUCUUUACUCUCCUCCCUCCUUACGUCGCAUUCGGAGAUCGCUACAUCUUGACUGGGAAGAUGGCGGCGAUCGGAAGCCAAAUCAACCAAAGUCAGUUGUUCAAAACCUUCUUUUUAGUAAACUCUGUGUACACAAACAAUGUUCUCAAUGCUCGAGUUCACGUGUAGAGACACAGGCGAUACUUCGAGCAAAGUAUCAUGUUGUGUCGAGCCUUCUUAGUGUUGUUAAAAUAGCGUUUUUGAUGCUCACAACAUAUUGAAGGCAUAGCUUUUAGUUCUUUUGCGACCACUUCAGGUACUCAAAAUGGCGGAAGACAAGUGAGUGACGUCAGCUGAUAUUCAUGUAUACAUUUCUUUGUUCUGUUGAACACAAAGGAAGAUAUUUUGAAGAAUGUUUGUAACCAAAGCGAUCAGAGGCCCCAUAUUUAUUUUUUCCUACUAUGGAACUAAAUGGGGCUUCUGAUCGGUUUGGUUACAAACAUUCCUCAAAAUAUCUUGAGAGUAAGUAAAUGAUGGUGAACUAUCCCUUUAAGACAGUAAAAUAUACUUGGAUGAACCCAACCGCUGGGUUAAGUUACCCCAGAAAACGUUUAUAUUUGACAACAAUCCAGCAUUUUGAGUCGAAACAACCCAUUAUUAGUUUAAUUACAACCCAAUAAUGUAGGUUGGGUUCGUCAUUUUUGGACCCAACUCUGGGUGGAAAAUAACCACUGCCUCUUUUUUUCAGUGUAGCUGCAUCUCUAAAGGAAUUACAUAUGACAUCUAGUCUGAUUUAAAUCCAUAAUCCAAUUUUCCUUAGUUACAAUCCACAUUUUAAAGCUUCAUAGAUAGUGACAUGUUUUUUAUGCUGAUAUUUAAACAGAGAUGUUUAAGCCAAAACAUUGAAUGGUAAUUAGCCACCGUGAGAUUAGUGAGAUUUAUCAGAAAUAUAAUUUAUAAUCUGACCCUUUGCUCAUACUGUAGCUAUGCACUUAUGUAAUUCAUACGUUUGAGUGAAGUAUUUUUCUCCAAUCUCGAGUUGGAGUGGUGCUCAUAAAUUAAAGUUCAGUCCUAUUUUAAGUGCUUUUAUGGACUUUGAUGACAGUGAAUUAGAAGAACAUUGUUGUAUGCAUCUCCCAAGCCAAAAUGACUUGAUGACUCUUUUAUAAAUAAGACAUUAGUGCACUGUAAAAUAAUGCAUUAAGUAUAAUCAACUUGGAUUUACAAGUCAUUUCAACUUUAUUUAACAUUUCAAUUUUUUAUCUUGAGUUAUUUAAAUCUUAAAAUAUAGUUAAGCUAAUUCAACCUAAUUGCAUACUUGUCAGUCAAGAUAAAAAUAAAAGUUGAAAUGUCUUGAAAUCCAAGUUCAUUAUACUUAAAAAUUUAAGUGCAAAGACUGGAGAUUCAGAACAUUAUCACAUUCCUUAUAGCAUCCAGCUUUGUAAAAAACAAUUAAUGUUUAGCUAUUUAAAAACCCAGCCUGUAAUAUCCCAGAUAGUACCUCUACUUGAUGGUCAAAGCCUUGCCAUAUUUCCCACAGCUACCUCUAAACUCUCCUUUCUUACGUUAAGCCCAUUCAUCUUUGCUUUUUCAAGGUCACUGGAGUGCCUUUUUUUUAAAUUAAAGCAACAAUGAUCUUUGUUAGGAAUACAUUUUGGAGGAACUACCUAUUUACAAACAGAAAACUUCAGGUUUCCGUGCAAAUUAGAGAAGACAAAAUGUGAUUUUUUGAGUGAGAUCUGAUGAUAAUCAAUUUUCUUUACAAGCCAUUUGUAACCUAAAUCUUAAUGUUCCAUAAAUUAAAUCUGAUGUUGUAGCUUUGCUCACUUUACAAAUGCAUAUCAGACAAAUGAUCUCCCAUCCUUUUUAAGUGUCCCUUAACCUGGUUGGUCUUCUGAGCUUGGUCGUAUGACCUCUACGUAAGUCAAACAGAGAGAGAGACCUGAGCUCAGGAGCUUCACUCUCAACCAGUUCAUCAAAUGCUGCAGUUUUAAAUCAAAUCCCAAUGAUAAACAAGGUAGUGUGUACAUAAAAUAAUGAGAUGUUUUUGUCUGAUUGGCCGUCAACAUACUGAUGUACUGAUCACCCUCAUGUCACCCUGUUUUAGCAAUAUAUAAAACACCACGUUGCUUAUUGUUGUCGAUAUUAUUUGCUAAAUUAUUAUAAAAAGAAUGCGUGUAUAUUUCUUGUUUUGUCACCAUUUCAUUCAAAUCUUUUUCGAAUAGAAAGAUGAUGACAGAUGGAAAAUGCUAAACCUUUCAAUAUGUUUUAACUUGAUUUCAAGUAUACUGUACAUAAAUACGCAAUUUGUACUCUUUCUAUCCUCGUGUAGGAAACGUUGAAUGUCUCUGCCCAACUUUGAGCUUAAAUUCUGUGUCUUUCUUCACCUGAAUAAAAAUGUGGGAAGAUUUUGUGUAAAUAGAAACAUUUUGAAAAUGAAAUAAAAGCAUUGAAGAUUUCUUCA